Molecule: messenger RNA, 177 nt
Organism: Alternaria burnsii
Lineage: Eukaryota; Fungi; Ascomycota; Dothideomycetes; Pleosporales; Pleosporaceae
Exons: 1
Coding region: 1-177 (58 amino acids)
Source: RefSeq, a predicted model, not a curated record
AUGUUUGAGCAAACGGUUUCGGACCAUUCUGGCCAGCCGUCUGCCGAAAGCGUGCCGAGCCCACUGCAAACUCGUCAAGCGUUGGUUUGCACUGGUGUGUUCGCAUUCAUGGAAGCGAGUGCUGACAUCUGGCGGCCCACCGUCUCGCCGUCGCGCUACGGCGCUAAACCUGUAUAG